This is a messenger RNA of Metarhizium acridum CQMa 102, 2067 nucleotides long. RefSeq names its product syntaxin binding protein 1. The record is from RefSeq and is a predicted model, not a curated record. Gene Ontology annotation, biological process: intracellular protein transport; vesicle-mediated transport. Gene Ontology annotation, cellular component: secretory granule; plasma membrane. NCBI's taxonomy places the organism in Eukaryota, Fungi, Ascomycota, Sordariomycetes, Hypocreales, Clavicipitaceae. Gene Ontology annotation, molecular function: syntaxin binding.
AUGGGGUUCUCGGCGACCCAGGAGCAUCAUGAUGCCAUCGAACGGAUCGAGGAGCGGCGAGAGCCGACCCCUGACAUGGAGGCCAUCUAUUUUCUUACCCCGGAGCCGCACAUUAUUGAUUGUCUCCUUGCCGACUUCGACAGGAGGCAGUACGGACGAGCAUACUUGAUAUGGACAAGCUUGUUGGAUCCUAAGCUGAGCCGCAAGAUUAACGAGUUUCCUGGCGUUGGAAGCCUGAUGGUGCAGUCGCAACAACAAAGACCAGGAUCAAGGGCUGUAGCAAACCCCAAAACCCUCCUCAUUGACUUUUAUCCUCGCGAAUCGCACCUCGUUUCAUUUAGAGAUCCUUGGAGCUUUCCCAUUCUUUAUCAUCCCGCUUGCAACAACUUGAUUCCAAAGCACAUGCGAAUACUGGCGCAAAGGAUUGCUGGUGUUUGCAUUACUCUAGGAGAAUACCCCAAGAUCCGAUAUUAUCGACCGACCGCCGCCUUUCACGAAGCUUCGGUUCUUUCUUCUCACCUGGCUAGAUUUGUACAAGAAGAACUAGACGUCUACGCCGAGUGGCACAAGAACGAAUACCCGCCACCGUCGAACCGACCGCCCUCAACGCUCAUAAUCACUGAUCGCUCAAUGGAUCUUAUGGCACCAUUGCUGCACGAAUUUACCUACCAAGCCAUGGCGCACGACCUGCUACCCAUCAAAGAUGGUGACAGGGUGACGUUUCAUACCACAAUAAACGCCGGCACCAAGGACGAGCAAGAGAAGGACGUGGAACUCAGCGAUAAUGAUAAGAUUUGGGUCGACAAUCGACAUAGGCACAUGAAAGAUACCAUUGACAAGCUCAUGGGUGAUUUUCAAAAGUUCAUCGACGAGAACCCCCAAUUUACCAAAGACACAGGGAACGGAGACGCUCCGAGUCUCAACACCAUCAGAGAGAUGUUUUUAGGUCUCCCCCAAUUUCAAGAAAUGAAAUCUGCAUAUUCACUACACCUUACCAUGGCCCAAGAAUGCAUGAACGCGUUCCAGAACCACAAACUUCCAGAUCUGGCGUCCGCCGAGCAAACAAUGUCAACGGGCCUAGACGAGGACUACAGGAAGCCCAAAAAUAUCCUUGAAACGGUUGUGGGUUUAUUAGACGACGAGGCAGUACUACCAACCGAUCGCCUGCGUUUGAUUGUAAUAUAUAUCCUUUACAGAGGCGGGGUCAUUACAGAAGACGCCAAGAAGCUGCUCCUUCAUGCGUCUCUACCGCCCCAAGAUGGUGAAGUCAUUGCCAAUAUGGAGCUCCUAGGAGGCAAAACAUCAUAUACCCUUAAGGAGCCGCGACAGCAGCCUCUGCCCUUGUUCCCCAAGGAUCCCAAGGCCUUUCAACCAAACGAAGACUAUGCCCUUUCUCGAUUCGAACCGGUCCUCAAGUCCGUACUCGAUGAGCUCACCAAGGGAACGCUAGAUCAAACCAUUUUCCCUUAUGUCAAACCACCCUCAGACCCAAAUGAAGACCUCCUUGCAGCACAGGGCGGAUCUCUCCGUGCCGGGCGACCAAACUGGGCCGCCGCCGGCCGCCGACCACCGGAAAACCGCCAAAGGAUCAUCGUCUUUAUGGCCGGCGGCGCCACGUACUCGGAAAGCCGCGUCUGCUACGAAGUCGGCCGCGAAAAGAGCCGCGACAUCGUCCUCGCCACCUCUCACAUGCUAACCCCCAAGUUCUUCAUCCGACAAGUCGCCGACCUAAGCCGCGACAAGCGCCAACUCGAUAUACCCAUGGAACGACCCAAGCCCCGUGCCCCAGCUCACUUGUUUGAACGUCCACCACCACCGCCUCACGAGCAGCCAACCCCCGGCGCUGGCCCUAGUAUGGCUGGUAAUCCAAGACGAGCACCACCACCAACUGGUGGCCUCCCGGGCCGCCCAGUCGCGCCCCCUGGAGGAGCACCCUUACCGCCCGUACCGCCCGUGUCCUCCAUGUCCGGCCUCAACCUAAACUCCAAUGGCGCUCCUCCCGCCAAGCCGGAGGGGAAGCCACCCAAAGAGAAGAAGAAAAGAAACUUCCUGGGCAUAAAGAAAUAG